Messenger RNA from Scophthalmus maximus (turbot), 3859 nucleotides. RefSeq names its product NCK-interacting protein with SH3 domain. The transcript has 13 exons. Gene Ontology annotation, biological process: endocytosis. Gene Ontology annotation, molecular function: protein binding; Arp2/3 complex binding. The coding region runs from base 201 to 2429 and encodes 742 amino acids. NCBI's taxonomy places the organism in Eukaryota, Metazoa, Chordata, Actinopteri, Pleuronectiformes, Scophthalmidae. The record is from RefSeq and is a predicted model, not a curated record.
CUCACUGGCAACAGUCGUAGGUCAGAUGAUCGAGCUGCAUUGUAAAUAGACGGCAGUGAUCCUCCGUGGCCAUGCCCUCACAGCCUCUCUAGAUCACCCCCGACACCGCAGAUCAUCCACUCCGACACCGCCUGUCUUCGGACUCCGCCUCGGCCUCUGUCUCGGCUCACUUCGGCGUGUGAAAAAGUGUCAUUAAAAGUAUGUACCGGUCCCUGUACGCCUUCCGAUCCGCGGAACCCAACUCGCUGCACUUCGCGGCCGGAGAAAGCUUCCUAAUCCUGGAGAGGAGCAACAGUCACUGGUGGCUGGGGUCCCGCUGCAGCUCGGGGGAAACCGGCUACAUCCCCGCCUCGUACAUCGAGAAAAUACAGGCUCCAGAGCAGGAUGAGGUGUUGCAGUCUAUCGACAGAGCGAUCGAAGGCAUCCACAACGUGGCCUUAAAAAACGGAGGCAAAUACAAUCUGGAACAGCGAGAUGUUUUGCAAAAGUUGAUCCAUCACAGAAAGGAGACCCUUGCACGACGAAGUUCCUCCUCCUCCUCUUCCUCCUCCUCCUCCAGCCACAAACAUGGCCUCCCGUCCUCCUGCAGUGAAAUCUCUCUCAGUCAAACUCCUCCUCCUCCCAAUGGCCUUAACCGAGACUAUGGACGACAGGGAGGCGUGCCAAUAUCAGGAAGCAUGGACAAUAUGCAUGGAGAACAUGGCUUUUACCAGGUCCCCCCUCAGCCUCGACGUGCAGCUCCGAUCACCCCUCCUCCCCCCGAGAAACAGAGAAACAGCCGACCUGCAGCAGAGCCGGAGGUCCCCUCCAGAGUGUCCUCGCUUUCCCCGUCCCCUGUUCCCUCCCUCUCAAUCUGCACCACCUCUUUAGAGUCGGGCUCCUCCCACUCCCUGGUCUCUUCUGAUGUCAGUUUGCCAAGUGUUUCCAGCACCCCCCCUCCCCCUGUGCCAUCCCGCGUGAAGCCCCCCGCGCCGCUUCUGGACGGUUUGCCCUCUGACUCUCCUCCUCAGCAAGCUCCCGCAAAGAAAAGCCCGGCACCGCAGCCUCCCCAGCCCACCCCCACUUCACAGCCCGCUGUGGAGAACCAGCCAGAAAUCGAAUGGCCAGUUGCCCCCCCGUCUGUUGCUGAAAGCCCCCCUGGCAGCCCCACUAUCUCUGAGCCAGUUCCCAUGACGAUUGGGGCUGAACUGAUUGAGCUGGUACGGAAAAACACGGGCUUGAGUUACGAGCUGUCGCGGGUCGCCGUUGGCGUGGUGGUCGGCCAUCUGCAGACCGCUCUGCCUCAAUCAUCCUCGGCCUUGGAGCAAGUUCUCCUCUCGCUGGUGGACAGCAAGGAUUUGAGAGCAGCGCUGCCGCGGGGCCAGGUGUGUCAUGACGAACAGCGGCUGGAGGUAAUCUUCAGCGACCUCGCCCGUCACCGGGGCGACUCCCAGCAGCGCAGCUGGGCGCUUCACGAAGACCGCGCUCUGAUCGCCUGCUACCUGGAGGAGCUGCUGAAGAUAAUGACUGAUGCAGAUCCAGAGGUGUGUAAGAGGAUGUGCAAGGCCAACCACUUUGAGAGUGUCCUCUCUCUGGUUUCAUAUUAUCAGAUGGAGCAUCGUGUGUCGCUGCGACUGCUGCUGCUCAAAGUGUUCGGUGCGAUGUGCAGUCUAGACGCUGCCCUCAUCUCCACCCUCCUCAACUCCAUUCUGCCCAUGGAGCUGGCCAGAGACCUACAGAAUGACACACAAGAGCACCAGAAGAUGUGUUACACAGCUCUGGUACUGACUAUGAUCUUCUCAAUGGGCGAGCAGGUGCCAUAUCAUCACUAUGAACACUUGAAUGCUGACUUUGUUCAGUUUCUGCUGGAUGUUGUGGAGGACGGGCUUCCCUCUGAUCCCUCAGAGCAGCUGCCCGACGCCUUCCUGAACCUCCUGCUGGCCUUCAACCUGCACCACACAACACCCAGCAACAAUGUGAUCAUGCAGGAGGUGAAGAAGAAAAAUCUCAAGAUCCUGUCCGAGAAAGUGCUGCUGCUUCUGAACAGAGGCGACGACCCCGUGUGUAUGUUCAAACACACCCCGCCUGCACCACACUCGGUGCUUAAGUUUCUGCAGGAUGUUUUUGCCAGCAGAGAGACGGCUGACAUCUUCUACCGCACUGACAUGAUGGUGAUGAUCGACAUCGCUGUCCGCCAAAUAUCUGACCUUUCACCUGGAGACAAGCUGCGGAUGGAGUACCUCUCCCUCAUGCACUCCAUAAUGCGCUCGACGGACUACCUUGAGCACCAGCACCGCCUGCCCGACCUGCAGGGGGCACUGCAGAGGAUUCUCAGGGAGGAGGAAGAUCCGGGAGAGGAGGAGGGGAGCGCCACAGCGAAACAGAUGGAUAAGCUAAUUGUAAAGCAGAUCUACAAGGAGUUCCCGCGGAUCUGUGAGAACCAGGACUAACCAUAUCUGUAUUAUGCUCACACACUGUAGUCUGCUCCCAUCUACUGCAGGGAGGUACGAUAAAGCUUGAAAGAAGAUGAACUGAUGUUUGAUGGGACGCCCUGUAAUCUGUGCCAGCCUGAGAAGUAAACCAGUUUUGCCAAUGUGUUCUUGGACUCAUAGUCCAGAUGUUGUCUAAAAUAUGUUGCUGUUUUUUUACAGCUUUCUCCUCUCAAAUAAGUUUUAUUUGAGUAGUUUGAAGGAUGUCUUUGGUGAGUGUCAAGAAGGGAAAAAUACAUACAAUGCACCCAGAAGAACUGUGAGGUUUAGUCAUACGUGUACAUUAAAAAUAGCCAAAACCUAGGCCAAGCUUACAAGCUAUUCUCACAGUGAAUUCUUAGCAAUAAUAACCUUGAAGAUCCUACUUAAAAUGAUUAAAGUAACAGAACCAACGACUUAACCUUAUUCUAACCAAAUCAAAUUGAUUUUAAAACAAAUCUUAUGUUUUGUUAUUAAAAAAAGGCAGAUUUGAAAUUAUAUUCAAAUUUAUUUUUUAAAAAGCCACUGCCCCUUUAUGUGCUUCCCUGAUAGUGGGACCAAACUACUGUGUGUUACUGAGAGCAUUUUUUCUUUUAAAGAGUACAGUGCGCCCAAAACUGACAUCCUCUUUCCUCCACCCCCUAAUUCAGUAUAUUUAAAACUAAAAUCAAGCUGGACAAGUGAACUAUCAUAGUGAGAAACAGCACACGCUGACUCACGUGUUAUCAUUACUAAGCUUAUGGCUGGGUAACUUGCUGCUAUAUAUUGAGUCUCUCCUGUGGCUCUGUCUGGUACGUUUGUCUCUUUUUUGCUUUUCAGACACUUAAAGAUGAUCGCUCUGUACUUACAUAUCCUAAGCUCCUCAAGCGUCAGAAGUCAUUGACUGUUUACAGAGUAAUGUCCGUUGGACUCAAGGGUUUUGUCCCUAUGCUGCAUUUACAUUCAGCCUAAGUUUGCUGCAAUAAGGCUUUUAACAACUUGCUGUAACAUAUGAGUAUUGGCUGACGUAAGGGGAAAAAAGUGUUUUGCAGAUAUUAUCUAAAACAAUUAAUUAGCCAGUGCUGUUUGUUCCAGUUAAUCUCAAUGUCUUACUGAAAAUCAAGACGAGGCAAAACAGGGCAUUUCUUUUAUCUCCUUGUGGUCUUAUUCUUUUAACAGCAACAUAUCUCUUGACUUAUUUCCUCCUUAUAAUGUAGCGAUUGAUGUUGUUCUCCCAUGUUACACUUAACUUGUCUGUUUUUGUCCCUGGCAUGGCUUUCUCAUCUGGAAAUGUGUCUGAUAAGGUCGACACAUUCCAGAAGUGACAUCAGAUGUCCAAGUUCUCAUUCAUUCACCUUUUGUGUUCAUCGUUUAGCGAGAUGAACGUUUCCUUUCCAUGAUAAUAAAUCUAAUAAAGCUAUAUUUUAACAGUG